AUGAAGCAUCCGGGCAAGAUUCUUGGCCAAUUGGCCUCCAACGGCCUCCGUCCAAGCGUGGGCCGCCGCCGCUGGCGGCAGCCUGCCUUUUCGCCGCUGAGACUCUCCAACAGCCUGUUCACGGCGGCCAAGCAGCGGCGCCGCGCGUCCGCCACCACCGCCAUUGUCGCAGGAGGCUUCCUCGUCUGGCUGCUCUACCCCUCGGAAGACUUUGACCGUCUGUCGGGCAAGCGUGGGAAGGCGACCCUGGUUCAUCCGUCGGCCGCCAGCAAGGCCGAUGAGGGAGCAUCAAGGGAGGACGAGGAGGAGGGGGAGGAGCAAGAGGGCGGCGGCGGCAAGAAGAAGGCAUCAACAACAGAUGAGACUGCCUGGGGCUCCUUUACAAAGGGCCUGGAAGAGCGCUCCGCUGCCGCGGACAAGGAGUGGUCGGCUUUUUCUGAAAAGCUGGUCGGCUUCAUCUUGCCCGAGUGGUCGAGACAGAUUCCGAGCUUCAUUCGCAAACUCCAGCACGAGCUCUCCGAUGCGCCGGGGUCUCUCGCCGAGGAGCUGUGGGCAGAAGCGCAUGACGCCUCUGUGCACCCGGAAAUUCAGUACACCGCAGAGGUCCGCGUCUCGGAUGAACUGUGCCCGGACGAAAAGGAGUUUCUGGCCCGCCGCAAGAAGAAGACGAGAGCUGCUCUGGCCAAGUAUCUGGACAUUGACGAAAAGGAAAUCCACCCAGACGAUAUUCCCACCAUUGCCAUGUGCGGCUCUGGCGGCGGUCUCCGUGCUCUCAUCGCUGGGACCGGCUCUCUCCUGGCCGCCGCAGAGGACGGCCUCUUUGACUGCGCCACUUAUACCGCUGGUGUCAGCGGAUCCUGCUGGCUGCAGCUUCUGUACCUGACUUCCUUCAACAAGGGUAGCAUUCCCUCGCUUCUGGAACAUCUCAAGGCGCGCACUUCUACUCACAUUGCCUACCCCCCGGUUGCCCUGCAAGCGUUCACCUCCCUCCCCACCUCGCGGCCUCUGCUGAGCGGCGUCGUCGAAAAGAUUCGCGGCGACAAGAACGCGGAUUUUGGCCUGGUUGACAUUUACGGCCUCUUGCUUGGCGCCAGAUUCCUGGUCCCCAAGGGCGAACUCGGUGUCAACGACCGGGACUUUAAAAUCUCCAACCAAAGAGGAAUUCUAAGAGACGGUGACCGCCCGCUCCCCAUCUAUACCGCUGUUCGUCACGAGAUUCCUGGCUUGGAACAAGGCAAGGACAAGACAACGUCGUCCGAGGACGUGUCCACCACCAAAAAGCAGCUCGAAAAGGCCGAGAAGGAAUCCUGGUUCCAGUGGUUCGAAAUCACCCCUUAUGAAGUCUUUUGCGAAGAGAUUGGCGCUGGCAUUCCCACUUGGGCUCUCGGGCGCCGCUUCAAGGACGGCAAGGACGUGCCUCUGGCGCAUGGCUCGCAUCUCCCCGAGAUUCGCGCGCCUCUGAUGAUGGGCAUCUUUGGCAGUGCCUUUUGCGCCACCCUGAGCCACUACUACAAAGAGAUCCAGCCCAUUGUCAAAAGCUUGACAGGAUUCGGCAAAAUCGAUCAGUUAAUCGCAGGACAGGACAGUACUCUCGCCACGGUGCAUCCCAUUGACCCUGCCAUCAUCCCCAACUACGCCUACCAAAUGCACGGCAAGCUCGCCAAGACGGCCACGCCCAGCAUGUACGAAAACGAGCACAUUCAGCUCAUGGACGCCGGCAUGUCCAACAAUCUGCCCAUCUACCCUCUGCUCCGACCGGGCCGCGGCGUCGACAUUCUCAUCUCGUUUGACGCGUCCGCCGACAUCAAGACGGACAACUGGCUCGCCGUUGCCGACGGCUACGCGCGCCAACGCGGCAUCAAGGGCUGGCCGGUCGGCGUCGGCUGGCCCCAGGACGAGAUCAAGGCCGUCCAUGAGAUGAAGGCGGCCGAAGCGCACUCGACCGCCCAAGCCGACGCCAAAAUCGAGCAGGCCAAGUCGGAUCAGAAGCAGCAGCAGCAGCAGCAGCAGCAGCAGCAGAGCCAAAAGGUCAGCGACCUCGGCUACUGCACCGUCUGGAUCGGCACCACCGAGGAGCGCACCACCACGGAGCAGGCGCCCGCCACGCAGCCCGUCUCCGAGACGGAGCACUGGCGCCUGUCGGACCCCAACGCCGGCCUCGCCGUCGUCUACGUGCCGUUCUUGCCCAACGACAAGGUGCCCGGCGUGUCGCCCGCCGAGAGCGACUUUAUGAGCACCUGGAACUUCAUCUACACCCCGGACAACAUUGACGACGUGGUGCGUCUGGCGCGCGCAAACUAUGACGAGGGCAAAGCCCAGGUUCGCAACACGGUCCGCGCCGUGUAUGAGCGCAAGAAGCAGUUGCGGAUGAAGAGGGAAGAAAAGGCCGAGGAGCAGAGGCUGCGCAAGCUGACGAAUGCGGUUUCUUUGAUUUAA
Messenger RNA from Beauveria bassiana ARSEF 2860, 2436 nucleotides. Its product is annotated as cytosolic phospholipase A2 zeta. The record is from RefSeq and is a predicted model, not a curated record. The coding region runs from base 1 to 2436 and encodes 811 amino acids. Gene Ontology annotation, cellular component: cytosol. Gene Ontology annotation, molecular function: A2-type glycerophospholipase activity. The transcript has a single exon. Gene Ontology annotation, biological process: glycerophospholipid catabolic process. Lineage: Eukaryota; Fungi; Ascomycota; Sordariomycetes; Hypocreales; Cordycipitaceae.